Messenger RNA from Acaromyces ingoldii, 407 nucleotides. RefSeq lists its product as hypothetical. NCBI's taxonomy places the organism in Eukaryota, Fungi, Basidiomycota, Exobasidiomycetes, Exobasidiales, Cryptobasidiaceae. The transcript has a single exon. The coding region runs from base 82 to 327 and encodes 81 amino acids. The record is from RefSeq and is a predicted model, not a curated record.
GACGUAUAAUCAUUGCACUGAGAAAUAGAUUUGCUGCAUUGCACCGCCAUUUGUGCCAAGGGACUGCCAAAGGGGUCCCGAAUGACUGCCAUAGCCUGCCAAGCGACUGCCGACUGCCAAAACGUUGCCAAAGGACUGCCAAAGGACCGCCGAAUGAUUGCCGAAGGACUGCCAAAGAACCAACAGACUUUGACUGAUUGCCAAACGAAUGCCAAACGAGUGCCAAAAUGCUUGGAAGCCAAAGGACAGCCGUUUGAUUGCCAAAUGACUGCCGAAAAGCUGCCAAAGGACUGCCAAACUUGCCAAAGGACUGCCAAAGACUGCUAAAGACUGCCAAAGAAUUGCCAACUGACCGCGUUUUUCUCUUUGCACGGAGGCAAGAGAAUGUGAGAUCUCGAAACGCGUGG